UUUCGCCGCAGCGACCCGUCUCUUACACACCACCCCAUUCAAACCCUCGACAACACACCUUUAUCAACACCACCGCCUGCAUGCAUCAGCCGCCGGAAGAGGGUCGUGCAAACGGUACCGGUGAGCAGAUUGAAUUACAACCGGGCUCUAUGGGCCGUGGCCGCGGCGGCAUCCCUCGCGGGCGCGGCGCAAAGAAACGAACCUCGCUUCCCUCUCACUCUUACUCUAACUAUUCUGCUGAAGCUCAUCCCUUUUCCGACUCGGCCAAACCGAGCACUCCCGAGCCAUCCUCCCUGCCUCCACCACAGCGGAUGGCGUACACGGCGCCGCAGCGAGGGGGUAAGGCCCGGCAGGUUGGCAACAUGACAACGCCCCAUCGCGCCUCGUCGCCCGCGGCUGACCAGGCAUUGCGUAUCGCCGCUGCGAAGUCCGAGCGGCCACCGCGCAGCUCCACGUUUCACUCAUUCUCAUUCAGCGGCGAGUCGCCGUCAACAGCCGGCUCCAUCAUGGCCGCCGGCGACCCUCCGCGUAAGCGGUCAAGAACGUUUGAGGCGUCUUAUGACGGCGGCGCCGACGACGAAGGACAUUCGAAGGGCGGCCAUUCCCUGCGAAAACGGGCUCGUAUCGACUACACCCAGGAGAUGGUUGAUGAUGACCUCGGUCUCCCUGCAGGUGCCAGGACCGAGCCGGCCGUAAAGCCCGCCUCCACUCCCGGCGCCCGUGGUAGCCGCAAGAGGAAAGGCGGCCAGGACGAGUCCGAUGAAGAAUCAGAAGAUUUUUCUUCCAACCCCAAGCGCCACCGUGCCGACAAAUCUCCAGCACCAGCCCGCCUGUCGUCAUCUCGCAGGCGCAAUCCGUCCAAGAAACUGUCUGCAGAUCUAACCCCUUUCGUCGACCAAGCGUCCGACAAUGAGGUGCAGGACACCAUUCUUGUCAGUGUACCCGACACUGGCCCGGACGCUCCGUCGGAGGAGGAUUCGGAGCGCUCGGUUCAGGAUGCCGAGUCUCGUCCAGCAUCUUCAGAUGGGAGCGAACCUGGUCGCACUGAGGUUCCGUCGCCGACCCCCCAGGUGCAGCAGCAUCCAUCAUCAGUUCAUCACGAUGCCGCUCCCAGAGCAGUAGAUGGUGAGCCAAUCAGGGAGGAAAAGAAUCCUGAGCAACCCCACGACGAACCGCACAAGGCUCCUGUGCUCACCUCGGCGACCAUUGGCUCCGCCGAGGCUGAGCAGCCCAUGGAGGAGGAGGGACCGGUAAAUGAGAAUCAACCUUCCGGCGUUAGCGUGCCCGAGGUUGCCCAAGACGUUUCAGCGCAGACUGUCGAGGUCGGUCCGGGCCAGCAGAGCCUUGAGCAACCAAAUGGCGGGGACGACGAGCCAUCACACCAAGGGCCAGCAGCAACAGAACCGACAACCGGAUUCACCAAGCCAACUCCCACCCCUGCACCCGAACCCCAGCUAGCAGUUGAUUCCACGGCGCAGCGGGUCCCGCAAGGUGACGGCCACACAGAGUCUCGAACCUCGUCAUUCGAGGGGUCAAAACCCGCAGGUCCCACAAGACUUAAGGCGCUGGAGCACAUCUACAAAAUCGAGACGCCAUUUGCAAUUCAUUUGAAGUUGACUCCGUACGAGGAUGAGGACACGCCCCUCCCAGGCCCCUACACGGAGUGGGUGUACCCAGCCAAAACGGGGAAAGCCGAGUCGAGUCCUGCUCCGGCGGCCGUAGCCACCCUCUCGACGGCCAAGAAAAAGACGGUCGACGUUGAAUGGGACCCCAGCCGUCCUCUGAAGGCCAGCGAGUUCUUUGCCCUUUAUCGCAAGGAAUCGAAGCGACGGCAAGAGAAGGGCGAGCCAACUAUUUCCAUGGUGGAAUUCAACAACGAGUGUGUUCGGCGAUACAAGGCCGCCAACGCCCAAAGAUCGCCCUCAGAUACCCCUCCAUCGACGACAGAGAGCACAGCUAGUCCCACAGUUGUGAUCGAGAGGUCGACAGCGGCAGAUGGUGAUGAGACUCCCAGCGAUUCACAGCCGGACGGUUCUCGCCUGCCCACUGCUGCGCCCUCGCCCGCCCCCGCCGAAGACGCCACGGCCCUGGGCGACGCACCCGAGGACGACCAAGACGUGGAGGAGUCCAUUGACGACCCGGCCAAACCCGAUAGUCCUGAGGAACCAAUAGAGGUGACGCGGAUUCCACCGAAACAGUACCUGUUUCCAAAGAUCCGUGACCCGAACGAGUUUGUGGAGGCAUUUGAGGGGUGGCAGGACAUGCCGACGGAGCGCCUCUACGAGACCGUCGCCGCUGCCGUGGAGGCCCUCCAUGUAUAUCAACAGGAAUAUAAUGAACUGAAGAAGAUUCUGGACGAUGAGGAGAACGCGAAGCGCCGCCAGGCGAACGACAAGACGAUCGUCAACUGGGAGAACCGCCAGAGGGCCGACGAGCCGCUCCCCCCACGCCGUCAUUUCGACGACCCAGUCAAGGGCCCCCCGGCGUUCGAAGUGCGCGGGAUGCGCGCCUCCAAGCCCUACAUUGACGACAUGGUCCUCGAGCACCAGAAGGAGGAGGAUCGCAUUAUGGCUAAUGCGUACGGCUUCAAGCUCAAUACCCACCCGACCCAGGUGGGCCGCCAGAACCCGGAAGAGCAGCGUUGGGACAUGCUCGAGAAUCGACUCCGGAAGAGGACGGAGAAAGGAGCAGAGCUGGCUGAAGAGAACGUCGUUGAAGGCAAACGUAUCAGGAAGCCGCGCCAUGUCUCGGACCAAAGCAAAGAUGUCAGCCGGUCUGGCACACCCACGGGUACAGGGAUGUUGGGGCCUGGUCGCCGCCAGAGGCGUAAACCCGCCACUGCCGCCAAUGGCGAAGAUGCCGAGGAUGCGGAACAGAACCAAGCCAGCAACAACUUCUCAGAAUCACCCCGCAAGGGCCGUGCGGCACGUUCACGUCCCGCCAUGCGCGCAGAUGAUCAAGACCAGAUCCCCACGGCGGCUGAGGCAGACGGAAACCGGACGGAAGACGAGGAUGCAGAGGCAGAGGACAGAACCAAAGUCUCGCGUAGACGCGGCCGAGCUGCUGCCGCACCUCUUCCGGAGCCGCCUACGUCCGUUCCCGCUGGGGUUGGCGGCGAGCUAGGCAAGCCGAAACGUGUGCGUGGCGGCAAAGGCUCGCAGGCGAACCACCAGACGAAGGGUGAGAUUGCCAGUUCGUCGUUUUACAGCAACGCCUCGACGCAGCCCGAGUCGAGGCCGUCGACGGCGUCCUCCGAGAGCUCCAGCCAAACGGCCGAGACCAUGGAGUCAACCUAUUCGCUACGAGACAAACGGAGGCGCAACUUUGCGCUUGAGAACGACCCGGAACUUGAAUCUCGCCCCCAGCGACGGGCCCGGGGCACGGCUGCUCCAAAGCAGGAUGCCGCGCCCGAACCUAUCAAGAAGCGCGGGCCGAAGAAGAAGGAACCGGCCGCCCAGGCGCCACCGCCACCCCCGGUCUCCGGUCCAUCGUCCACUCCGCGACCCUCCAGCCCCCCCGCGCUCCAACCGCCUGUAGCCACCAAGUUCUACCAUAACUUCGUGGCUGGCCCGAUGAUGGUGGAUGUGGGCAAUGGCACCCAACAGCAUGUACCCGCGCAGGUAGGACCGUACCUGCAUACCUUCAACGCGGCACCGGCUUUCCUUCCGGGUGCUCAUCCCCAGGCUCCACCCCCGCCGGCGGUGAAGAAGCCAAUCACCAAGAUCAAGCUCACCAACAACAACGGAACAUCAUCGUCGGCGCCCUCGCGGGCAUCGACGCCGGCCAAUGGAACGUCGACCAACACCAAGCCAAAGCGGGCUCGUGGCAAGAAGGGCAAAGCCGGAGCUGACACCCCGGCAACGAAUGGAGACGGCGAACUCGACAAGCCGUACGCCGAGAUGACCAAGUCGGAGAAGAUGAGCUGGUCCAUGCGGAGACGAUGGGCUUCGGGCGAAAUGCAAGGGGCCGUCGAGAAACGGCGCACCACUCUGGCGAUCAAGAAGGCCGAAAAGGCGGCCAGUAACCUCAACCAUGAUACCAGCGACGCGAAUGCAACAAACCAAACGACCGACUCGGGUUCUGCCGGGCCGUCUAACCCAGCCACACCGGCAUCAAUGCACGGGCAGCCCGGGUCUGGGCUGCUGGCUUUACCGCAGGGUCCGCCGAUGAUGCUGCCGCACCCUCCGCCUCCCCAGGGUUUCUUGCACCAGCCGUCCUACCCUUAUUCUAUGCCGCCGCCAUCCGGCCCUCCAAGGCCGAUGCCCUAGGAGACGACGGUAGGUGGUGCAACUUGCCAUGGCGACAACCGCCACACAAGUUCCAAGGUCACGGCUGAGCCGGCAACAUGAUUGCUCACGGGAUGGGCAAGUUCUUGCAACCUCGCGGGGUCCGGGUGUAACACUAAAAAGCAACGUUCGUUUCUGUUCUGUUUUGUUGUUUUCCUACCACUGAUGUUUUGUUUCUUGGCCCUGGAAAAGCUGAUCACAGGACGUGGUUCUUUUUUUCGUUUUACCAGGAUAGCAUGGUACUCUGGGCAUUGGGAAAGGAGCAUGUUUUGUGCAUUUGCAUGGCGCUGACGGUGCAUGGCUUGGUCAUGGACAUCCGAGAACACGAAUUUCUAGGGAUUUGCAUUUUCAUUUGACGUAAUUACAUCCAUAUAUCCCUUAAUAUCGAAUAUCAUUGUCAGGUAUAACUGAGGGGCAGAAAAUACAAUCUUGUUCAUUCGGAGCGUGACUAAGGGAC
Thermothelomyces thermophilus ATCC 42464 is the source of this 4743-nucleotide messenger RNA. RefSeq lists its product as uncharacterized. Lineage: Eukaryota; Fungi; Ascomycota; Sordariomycetes; Sordariales; Chaetomiaceae. The coding region runs from base 81 to 4268 and encodes 1395 amino acids. The transcript has 2 exons. The record is from RefSeq and is a predicted model, not a curated record.